CCCAAUCACAAAGAAGAGGAAGUAAGCAGCUGAGCAUACAGGAAAGUUAUUGUCUAAAUGUGUUAAAACAAGAGGAAUGACAGUUGACAUUGAUAUGAAUAAUGUAAUAAGGUUAGUUUUGUUCACGUUGAGACAACAAAAACAAGAAAUUGUUUGCGUAUAUGCUGCAGUUAACGUUAGCAGCAAACCAACGUCACAUGAAGGCAAGCUAGCUGGCUAGCAAACGUAAGCUAGGUAAUGUUAGUCAAUAAAUAUUGCCUAUGGCGGGUUAGUUUGACGAAAUAAAUGUUUGUAGACCUUAGGUACGACUAACUAGUUAUUUCAUGACAACUAUGGACCCGAGGCACAAAGAAAUACUCAGGAAACACCGGCUGGACCUGUCCAAUCAAAUUUUAAUUGAUGACACCAUAGUUCAAUUCCUGUACCAGGAGAACAUUUUAACAGAGUGCCAGGUGGACGAGAUUCAGUCUCAAAUAAGCAACAAGAAGAAGACGUUGAGACUGCUGGAUAUCCUUCCCAGCCGAGGGCCGCGGGCGUUUGGUACAUUUCUGAAUUCCCUGGAGGAAGAGUUUAUUUGGGUGAGAGACAAGCUACUCCAGGAUUUGGAGCAACCCAAUGUACCUGUUCAAAGUCCAACAGAUGAGUGGAACAUACCAGAGGUGACGCUCCGGGCAGUCCCGUCCGACAGACAGUUGUCCCGGCUGGCGUCCCGUCUCGGUUCGGAGUGGGAGUCGGUCCUCCUCGACUUGGGCCUCUCGACGGGGGCGCUGUACCGUUGCCAUGCUGACCACCCUCUGAGCUUGCAUGGGAAAGUGCUAGCGGGGCUGAUCCAGUGGAGGCAGAGCCAGGGGAGGAGCGCUACAGUCCUCAGGCUGAUCCAAAGCCUACAGGCCGCUGAUGUCCACCCCUCUACCCUGGAUGAGGUGUUCCAGUGAGAGGAGAGGAGACUAUGGCUCAUGGAUGAAAUCCUAAUUGGAUGACCGCCAUUAGCUCAGCCAGACUAGGAUUUCCAUUAGGAAAAUGUGGCGCCGGACAUUUGACCGGCAACAUUUUUAAUUCACCAGACAUUUGAUAAAUCUGCCGGACCCAUAUGCAUUGGGUGCGUAACCUGAUUAGGGUGUCCACCCACGGUGCUCAGAAUGACAGA
Molecule: messenger RNA, 1147 nt
Organism: Coregonus clupeaformis (lake whitefish)
Lineage: Eukaryota; Metazoa; Chordata; Actinopteri; Salmoniformes; Salmonidae
Gene: cradd
Product: CASP2 and RIPK1 domain containing adaptor with death domain
Exons: 2
Coding region: 324-935 (203 amino acids)
Biological process (GO): signal transduction; regulation of apoptotic process
Molecular function (GO): death domain binding; protease binding
Source: RefSeq, a predicted model, not a curated record